AUGCCUCCCGUUCGAAACAGGGGAGCGAGAAGAGCAGAAAAUCAGGAAUGCUCUUCGUCAUCAAAUAACAUAGAUUCCAUAGAGAGUCUUCGACGACAGUGCGCCGAGAAGGGAUUAUUAACCCAUGGACGAAAGAAUGCCUUAGUUGCUCGCCUUCAAAACCACGCCGCAGAAAAUGUAAAUUCGCCAUCAACACCGCCUCAAGUCGAGGUCUCGUCAGCGUUGCUUACUGAAUCACAGAUAGCGCAAAUCCAGUCAAUCAUAACGCGAACUGUGGAACAAUCGGUAAGCGAAAUAGCAUCCAAUGCAGCAUGCAGCCUGCGCUGCUAUUCAAGCCAUGGCAAACUCGACGCCUAACACUAGCGAGAAUACCUUAGUCGUCCAGGAUGAAAGCGAAGAAAUAACUGUUAACCCCAGCUCAAAUACCACGUCAACCAACGCACUUAUGUUUGGUUCCAAUCAGGCAGCGGACAGCGUGGCAUAUGGAAAUGGCUUUCACGAGGUUCCCGCGCAGGACAUCAAACAAAUUCAAUCGG
Messenger RNA from Paramuricea clavata, 536 nucleotides. NCBI's taxonomy places the organism in Eukaryota, Metazoa, Cnidaria, Anthozoa, Malacalcyonacea, Plexauridae. The record is from the annotation of a GenBank genome assembly.